Messenger RNA from Xiphias gladius (swordfish), 4208 nucleotides. Its product is annotated as laminin subunit beta-3-like. The coding region runs from base 116 to 3616 and encodes 1166 amino acids. Gene Ontology annotation, cellular component: basement membrane. The record is from RefSeq and is a predicted model, not a curated record. Lineage: Eukaryota; Metazoa; Chordata; Actinopteri; Istiophoriformes; Xiphiidae. Gene Ontology annotation, biological process: axon guidance. The transcript is spliced from 23 exons.
CCAGGUGAGACAGUGUUUAUAAAGCAGCAGCCAGGCAGCAACACAUACUUAAAUACAGCACAUAACAGAGCUGAGAGAAUACGACUGCCAGACUUUUUCAUAGGAGGAUCACACCAUGAGAAUACUUUUACUUCUAACUGCCAUAGCUGCAGUAUCACAGGCCCAGACUGACUGCUCUCAAGGGGCUUGUUACCCACCCAGCAAUAACCUGCUCCUGGGCAGGGCACACCAGCUCCAUGCCUCCUCAACCUGCGGCCUCACCGGCUCCGAGGUCUACUGCACCCCAUACCAACUGAGGAGGAUGAAGUGUUGUCCAUGUGACUCCAGGAACCCAAAUGGUCGGCUGGCCCACACUGUCCAGGAUGUCCUGUCCACUUCUGGACCAGAUAGAUGGUGGCAGUCUAGGAAAGAAGUGAGUCCUGUCACUCUCCAGUUGGACCUUGACAACUUGUUCCAGCUUGACCACCUGUUGCUGACCUUCAAGGGUCCUCGUCCCAGUGCCUUGGUUAUUGAGAGGACGCUGAAUAACGGCAGGACGUGGGAUCCUGCCCUCUACUUGGCUACAGAUUGUGAAAAAGCUUUUCCUGGGAUCCCCACAAGAACGCCUCUCACCUUGGAUGAUACAUACUGCUACACACUGCCCCCUACUGGAGACAACCCAUACCAAGAUCACAUUAUCGAGUUCAGUCCUUUGCGCCAGUAUGCUUAUGUCCCAGCUCCCAACAGCCAAAAAAUUGAAGAUGUGUCUGGGUUAAUGGGGCUGAGGGUGAGGCUGACAGAGCUGGGUGAUGUGCCACGUCUACCAGGCAGAGCGCUCAGUAGGUUUUAUGCCCUGAAGGAGAUGAGGGUGAUGGGUAGCUGUAUGUGCCAUGGACAUGCCAACCGAUGCCUGCCAGAAACCUACACCAACCCACUGUCCAAUACCAUACAAGUGAAUCCUCAGUGUGACUGCCAGCAUAACACAGCAGGUGUGAACUGUGAACGUUGUGCUGAUCUCUACAACGAUCUGCCCUGGAGACCUGCAGAGGAGGGCAACACACAUACCUGCAGACGCUGUGAGUGCAACAAUCAUGCCCAGCGCUGUCGUUUUGACCAGGCAGUGUACGAGGCCAGUGGGCGGAGGAGUGGAGGUGUGUGUGAGGGUUGUAUGCACCACACCACAGGGCCAAAGUGUGACCAGUGUGCCCCAGGCUACCAACCAAACCCCCGUAGCCGAAUGGACCGUCCUGAUGCCUGCAUACGCUGUAUGUGCAGUGCUGAGGGGACAGUGAAUGGGGGCCGGUGUGACGACAUCACGGGCUCUUGUCAGUGUAAAGUGAACGUUGAAGGUCCCCGCUGUGAUCAGUGUAAGAGAGGCUACUACGGUCUGAGUGACUCCAAUCCUCUGGGCUGCACCAAGUGUUCCUGUUCCCCAGAUGGGUCACUGUCAGAUGUUUGUGACGCAGUGACCGGCCAGUGUCCCUGUCAUCCCCACUUCCACGGGCUAACCUGUGAAGUGUGUUCAAAAGGCUACUGGAAACCAUUCCUGUCAGGACGCUGUGAACCCUGUGGCUGUGACCCCACCAGGUCAUACAGUGAUACAUGUGACCAGAUAACAGGUCAGUGUCAGUGCAGAUCAGGUUUCGGAGGUCGAACAUGUACAGAGUGCCCACAGAACGCAUAUGGAGAUCCUCUCAUAGGCUGCCAACGAUGUCGGUGUGAUACUGAAGGAACCCUUCCAGAUGUUUGUGACAAGCAGACAGGAGCCUGUCUGUGUCGCCCGGGCAUCACCGGGACUCGCUGUGACUCCUGCAGUCGAGGACACUGUGACUCCUUCCCUGCCUGCGAGACGUGUCCCUCCUGCUUCUUCAUCCUGGAUGCACAGAGACAGAACCUCAGCUUAGCUCUGGAGAGACUUUCCCCCAGCUUCCCUUUUCCUGGAAGUGCUGCUGAUCCUGGAAACUUCGGGCCUCGCAUCCGGACCCUGGAGGCCAGUCUGAAACUGAUCCAGGACUCCAUCUUUCUUCCAUCAAAUACUUCUAGAGAGACUGAUCAUGCUUUGUCCCAGCUGGACAAGCUGAGGGACCAGGUGGACAGGGUUAAUGAUGACCUUUCACCCUUGGCAAGAGCUCCUGGUCUAGACUCAGAGCUUGACAACCUGGAGGCUCUGCUGGACAACCUCGCUGCGUAUUACAAAGACAAGAAAGUUGCCACAGAGAACUCCAUGAGUCCCAGCAAUGCAGGACAAUUUUCUAUCAUCAAGAAUGCCUACGAUGAGUCAACAAAUGCAGCUAAGAAAGUAGAUGCCAGCAGAAGCACGGUGAAGGAGUCAUAUGAUGUCAGAGAAGAGACUAUGGAUCUUCAAAACCAAGUACAGCCAGCCAACACCAAAGAUCUGGACAAACUGAACCACAAUAUGGCUUCCCGACCUGACCUCACUCCUGUUGCCAAACAGGUAUGUGGCACUGUUCGCUCAGAGCCCUGCACCCCUCUCCAGUGUGAGGGUGGAGAUCUAUGUCCACUGGAGAGAAUCCCAACUUGUGAAAAGGGCAAAAUUUGUGUGGGCGCCCUGCCUCUGAGCAAGAAGGCAAAUGCUGAUUCUAAGGAUGUGAAGGACCGACUGUACAAGCUCACUUUGAAGAUCACAGAGGCUGCAGAGAAGCUCCAGGAAACUCAGGAGACAACAAAUCAGAUGAGACAGUCGGCAGAGAAGCUGUCCAGUAAGAUGAGGCAGACCAGAGAUGAGCUAGAAGACGACUUAAAAGAGACACGUGACGUAGUGAAAGAGCUCAAAGACUUCCUGUCAGACCCAUCCUCAAACCUGACCCAUAUCAAGGAGGUGAGCGACUGGAUCCUGAAAGCCAAGCUGCCUCUCAACCUGGCUGCUCUGAAGAGAAAGCUGGAGGAGCUGAAGAAUCUGGCAGCCAAUCUACCAGACAGCACAGCCGUGCUGAAGGAGGCUGAGCCACAGCUGGACACAGCCAGGAAACUGCUGCAGGAGGCCCAGGACACCAGGGACACAGCACUGGGAGUAAAGGCCGAUGUGGACGGACUGCUGAAGGGCUUGGGCUCGGUGGAGGGCUCCCUCUCUGACCUGGAGGACAAACUGCAGAACAGUAUGGAUAUCAUAGACAACCUGAAAAACAACCUGAAUGAGGCCAAGGACAAGCUGACCCCAGCAGAGAAAUCUCUGGAUGAUGUAUCAACACUGAUAAAGCCAAUGAAACCUGAACUGGACGAGCUCAAAGACCUGCUACAGAAAGGAAGCCAGCAGGCUCGAGAUGCACAGGAAAAUGCAGACAAAGCUGAGGAUGAAGCAGCUGCUGCAAAUGAGGACAUGCUGUCUUUGGAGAAGCAGCUGGAUCGUCUUAAGGAUCAGGUUGCAGCCAGUGGGGCUGUUGGAGAGGCAGGGCCAGUGGGGGAUCGAUUGGCGAGGCUGCAGCGCGAUGCUGGAGCUCUGGCCAACACCACUGAAAACAUGAUGAAGGCUCUGGAAGGUAAAGCAGAUUCCCUCAGGAGACUUCAGGAUGAGAUCGUUCAAAAGUCAACAAAGCUUGAGGGACUUGAUGCCAAGCUUACAAACCUGUUGUCAAACCUUCGAAAGAAAGCCCACGACCUCACCAUCUGCCAGGGUUGAAAGUUACCGAGCUGCCCUCAGAGCAGCAUCUGCAGCUGCUGUCACUACAACGUUUCAUACCAGCACUCCACACUAUUCACACCUUCCACUGCCAGUAACAGUCUCAAUUUAGAGGAGAACUCCUCCCAAGUUCAAGGAGAUGUAAAUGACUACUCUUCUUUCUGAAAUGACUGCUGGAAUAUAUUGAGCAUUAAAGACCAAUGUAAGGGCGGGGAAGUGGUGUGUGUGUGUGUGAGGGGGGGGGGGGUCCAUUCACAAUCAGCAAUCUUCAGUCUUGUUUUGUAAAUACAUUCUGAAACACAGUAUAUGUUGGUGCAGAUCAAUAUUUGGUCAGAAAUACUGUGAUAUUUAAGUUUGUCAAUAUCAUUUUCAUCAUAUGGCAUUUUAUCUAGAAAUAGCAUUCUGACUUUUUGGCAGCUCUGCAAGAGCAAUACACUCCAUUGUGAACACUGCACACCACAGUUAUUGUAUUCCUCAGAAGGAUUGUCUGUGUUGUAUCUGUUGAUUGUGCAGAAUCCACAGUAUUUAAAUAAAAAGGUUGUUAAUACUUUGAUUUGUGUCUCAAAGCUUCACGGGAGAUGCCCGCAUGGUA